Messenger RNA from Musa acuminata AAA Group (dessert banana), 1674 nucleotides. Its product is annotated as DNA repair protein XRCC3 homolog. The coding region runs from base 52 to 1479 and encodes 475 amino acids. The transcript has 2 exons. Gene Ontology annotation, cellular component: Rad51C-XRCC3 complex; Golgi membrane; replication fork. Gene Ontology annotation, molecular function: ATP-dependent DNA damage sensor activity; ATP binding; hexosyltransferase activity. Lineage: Eukaryota; Viridiplantae; Streptophyta; Magnoliopsida; Zingiberales; Musaceae. The record is from RefSeq and is a predicted model, not a curated record. Gene Ontology annotation, biological process: telomere maintenance via recombination; resolution of mitotic recombination intermediates; t-circle formation.
CCUCAUCAACACCUCUGCGAACCAUUCCUCGACGGAGAAGGCGGAGUCGUCAUGCUACCUGGAAUCGAACCCUUAAACCCCCUCCUCCUCCUUCCGGCCCAGAAGCUCACCCUCGGCUGCCCCGUCCUCGACCGGCUCCUCCGCGGCGGUCUCCCCGUCGGUUCCGUCACCGAGAUCGCCGGCGAGAGUGCCGCCGGCAAGACCCAACUCUGCCUCCAGCUCCUCCUCGCAGCCCUCCUCCCCCCCUCCCGCGGCGGCCUCUCCGCCGCCUCCCUCUUCAUCCACUCCGAGUUCCCGUUCCCGAUUCGCCGCCUCCACGCCCUCUCCUCGUCGUCCUCGGCCGCCGACCCUCUCGGCCACAUCUUCGUCGCCGCCGCCCACUCCCCCGACGACCUCCUAUCCCUCCUCGCCACCGCCGACGGCCUCCUCGCUCGUCCCCCCACCCACCUCCCCGUCAGGCUCAUCGUGGUCGACUCCAUCGCUGCCCUCUUCCGCUCCGACUUCGAUAAUAACCCUAAAGACCUAAAGAAGCGAUCUUUCCUGUUCUUCAAGAUCGCAGCCAAGCUCAAGGAGCAAGCAAAGCGAUUCGGGUCGGUGGUGGUCGUGACCAACCAGGUCGUCGAUGUCGUCGGCUCCGAGGAAGGAGCCAAUGGGCAGAGGGUGGGGAAUUACGCUUCUCUGUGGUCUUCGGGGAGGCGGGUUUGCCCGGCUUUAGGGCUCUCUUGGGCGAAUUGCGUAAAUACUAGACUCUUCUUGUCGAGGAAGGACGAGGUUGCGGACGACGCUGGCUCAUCGAGAACUAGGAGGUGGAUGCAGGUUGUGUUUGCGCCACACUUGCCCGAGGCUUCUUGCGAGUUUGUGAUCGUCAGAGAAGGGGUGUCUGGUAUCGAGCUGCAAAGCCAUGAAAGCCACCCUGCACAAGCCGCAUCCUGCCGCUGUUGGACUCGUCUGCCUCGCCGUCGUCCUGCGAGCCUUCGUCUACCUCGUCAUCUACCCGAAGGAGUUCGAGCUGCAGUCGUUCGUCACCGCCUGCCGCACCUCCUCCUCCGCGGCUGCGGUCAGCUUCACCGAGCCCGUCACGGUGGAACCCGACUUCCGCCUCCUCCUUGGCGUCCUCACCCGCGCCGACCUGUACGAGCGCCGCCACCUCCUCCGCCUCGUUUACUCGCUCCAGACCAACCUCACCGCCCACGUCGACGUCCGCUUCGUCCUCUGCAGCCUGACCAAGGAGGAGCAGCGGGUGCUGGUGGCCAUGGAGAUCAUGCGCUACGACGACGUCAUCAUCCUCAACUGCACCGAGAACAUGAACGAGGGCAAGACCUACGCGUACUUCGCCAGCCUCCCGAAGCUGUUCGACGGGGACCGGCCGCCUUAGGACUUCGUGGUCAAGGCGGACGACGACAUCUACUUCCGGCUCCCCAAACUGACCGAGUCGCUGAAGAAGAUGCCGAGGGAGGACCUGUACUGCGGCUUCGUUGAAGCCCUGCGACAGCAUGGAUCCGUUCCACGAGUACAUGCCGGGGAUGGGGUACCUGCUCUCAAGGGACUUAGUGGAGUGGAUCUCGAUGGAUUUAUGAGCUUAAAAAAAAAAUACUUUUUAGGAUAAAAGAGAUUCGGGAUUUAUGAGUUCUUGAUUCUCAUACUCCUCAAACAAUAUGAGACUAAAUGAUAUGA